Molecule: messenger RNA, 1016 nt
Organism: Lotus japonicus
Lineage: Eukaryota; Viridiplantae; Streptophyta; Magnoliopsida; Fabales; Fabaceae
Product: RGS1-HXK1-interacting protein 1
Exons: 8
Coding region: 30-725 (231 amino acids)
Source: RefSeq, a predicted model, not a curated record
AGUUCAGUGGCCAACCAUCAGGACAGAAAAUGGCCGAGACAGAUUCGUCCUCCCCUUCUUCGACAUCUGAACCCGCGGCAUCGCUGGCGUCGAUAGCAGAGAAUCUUCAGCGUUCUGCAGUUCAAUCUGCUCGCACUGUGCAACACAACUCUUCCACCCAGUUUCGUACCUUUCAGAACUUUUUACCCAAAGCAGUGUCACAGUAUAGAACUUAUGAAGAUGCUUUCUUCAAUAAAGUUAAAGAUGGAUUGAUCGUUGCAAAGGAGCAUCAAGCUUUAGGUGUUGGUUUUGCUGUUUCCGCUGCCCUUCUUGCUAUGCGAGCUCCAAGAAGGUUUCUGUUUCGUAACACAUUGGGUCGGUUUCAGAGUGAGGAGGCUCGGUAUGCAAGUGCUGAGAAGAAUGUGAAGGACUUGAACCUUUCAGUAGAUUUACUGAAGAAGGAGAGCAUAAAAUUGCUUGAAAGGACAACUCUUGCUGAGAAGGAAAUGAAGUAUGGGCAUACCGAACUAACGAUCACUGGAGCCCAACUUCAACGGCUGGCAAAAUCAUCAUACAAGGUUGAAGCCCAAGCUGCUGAUUUAAUAGACAGGCUGCGGCAUAUACCUAGUCGUGAAGCACUGACACUUCGAGCUGAGGUUGCCUCUUUGGCUUCAACAUUGAAGCGGCAGAGAUCUGCGAUGGAUAAACGGAUAAUGAAGAUCUCCGAGUUAGGGAUUGCUGUGUGAAGUUUUGGACCUUCUCAAUAUGCACACCCAUCUUAGUCAUACUCAUUUUCUUGAAUAAAUGUUGGGGCAUCCGCAUACAACUAUAUACUUGUAAUGCAGACCCAUCUACUGGGCGGAUUUUUUUUUUCUUUAGUAAAUUCAGUGAAUAGGUGUAACUGGAAAAUGUUUUUUUUUUUUUUUUUUUUUACUUUAGUAAAUUCAGCAAAUGAGUACACGAUAAAAUGCCACACUUACAUGAGAAUACACAUCAUUAAUAUGGCAAAUAUGCCAAUAAAAUACAUAUAUGAUGCA